UACAAUCAAACUAAUUACAUAUUCAAUCAAAAUUGACACAUAAUUUUGAGAUUUAUUUCAAUAAUAUAAUGUAAUGUAGUAUUGAUUGAUUGAUUAUAUAAUUCUGCUCUCCAGAUCUUGAUCUCCUUCUCUACACCCCUCAAAACCCCUUCAAUUCUUCCCUCUUUUCUUCCCCUGUUUAAUAAAUUCUGUUUUCUCGUUACCCUCUUCAACAGAAGUUUCAUAUUGUUUCAUUGCAGCUAUGUUGUUGAAAGUUGCUCCAGCUUUUUCUUUGGUAAAUUCUCAGGUGGAACAUCAGAGUCUUCCCUUGUUUUCCUCCGUUCCUUCAGCUCAAUCUGCUUCUUCAUUUCUUCGGCUUUCUUCUCCAAGCAAUGGAGUUGGGUCUGCUGUAGUUUUUGCAAGCAAGGGAUCCGAGAACAAGCCGCUAACCGGUGUUGUUUUUGAGCCCUUUGAGGAAGUGAAGAAAGAGCUUAAUCUUGUCCCCACUCUGCCUCAAGUCUCUUUGGCUCGUCAAAAGUUUAGUGAGGAGUGUGAAGCUGCUAUCAACCAACAAAUCAAUGUUGAAUCCAGUAUCUCCUAUGGGUACCAUGCUAUGUUUGCCUACUUCGACAGGGACAACGUUGCGCUCGAGGGUUUUGCCAAGUUCUUCAAUGAAUUGAGUUUAAGAGACAGAGGGCAGGUUGAGAAAUUGAUGAGAUACCAGAACAAAAGAGGUGGAAGAGUGCAGCUGCUGGAAAUCUCGUUGCCCCUCUCGGAGUUUGAUCAUGGCGUGAAGGGACAUGCAUUGCAUGCUAUGGAGUUUGCCUUGUCAAUGGAGAAAAUAGCAAAUGCGAGGCUCUUGCACCUGCACAGAAUAGCUUUGCGGAACCAUGAUGCGCAGCUGGCAGAUUUCGUUGAAAGCGAAUUCUUAUCUAUGCAGGUGGAGGCCAUCAAGAAAAUAGCUGAACAUGUGUCUCAGUUGAGAAGACUGGGCGCUGGACAUGGGGUCUGGCACUUCAAUCAGAUGCUUCUCCGCGAGGGAGGUAUUGCAUGAAACCAAAUGUGCAGAAACUUUUUCCGACGAGGGAUCAUUUUAAGCCCUGUUAUGUUAAUAAAGAGUUGUAUAUUCAUGGAUUUCAUACCCCCAUGAAUAUUCAUUUUAGUCAUAGCUGUUUAAUUCCUGCACCUUGAGAAUAUAGUUACGUAGAGGUUUCUUUUUGUUAAGGUGAGGACACAUUAUAUGCUUGCAAUCUAAUAAAAUGGAGUCGGAGUAAUUCCAAAUGAAA
Molecule: messenger RNA, 1265 nt
Organism: Gossypium arboreum
Lineage: Eukaryota; Viridiplantae; Streptophyta; Magnoliopsida; Malvales; Malvaceae
Product: ferritin-2, chloroplastic-like
Exons: 8
Coding region: 242-1033 (263 amino acids)
Biological process (GO): intracellular iron ion homeostasis; iron ion transport
Cellular component (GO): cytoplasm
Molecular function (GO): ferrous iron binding; ferric iron binding
Source: RefSeq, a predicted model, not a curated record